Molecule: messenger RNA, 1321 nt
Organism: Striga asiatica
Lineage: Eukaryota; Viridiplantae; Streptophyta; Magnoliopsida; Lamiales; Orobanchaceae
Source: the annotation of a GenBank genome assembly
CUAAUUAGUAAUUAGUGUCCUAGCUAUAUACUCUUCUACAAAUAGCAACAAAAGAAACAUCUUCCUUGUUUUUGCUCAACCAAAACUUUGUUCAUUGAUAAUGAUCAUGGAAGAAGUAGGUGAAGACAUCUUUUAUUCUCCAGAAAAAACAGUGCAAGAGAAAGAUGAAAAGAAUAAUUUUGAGGAAAAAAGAAGGGUUGACCUUCUGAGAGCCACUCUUGAGAAGAAAGACCCAUCUUGCAAGGAGCUAGACGAUCCUGCACUGAGAAGGUUUCUUCGUGCACGUGACCUUCACGUGGAGAAAGCUUCGCAAAUGGUGACGAAAUACUUAGCCUGGAGGAGAACAUUCGUUCCAAAAGGUUCGAUUUCUGAAUCAGAGGUACCAAAUCAAAUAGCACAAAACAAGAUGUUCAUGCAAGGCAAAGACAAACAAGGGCAUCCCAUAGCAGUUCUUUUUGGUUCCAGGCAUUUUUCCAGCAAAGGAGGCUUAGAAGAAUUCAAGCGUUUGUGUUUUAUCGCACAUCGAAUGCUUUCUUCAAUGCAUUCAGAACAUUUGUUUCUCACGGUUUUUUGGUUGGAUUUUCAGGCUAUGUGGUGUUUGUUCUGGAUAAAUUGUGCCGCAGGUACAUAUACUACUUUCCAACUAUUAAGGAACAACCUUGAUGGACAGGAGAAGUUCACUAUAAUUGCGGAUCUUCAAGGAUAUGGCUAUUGCAAUAGUGAUGUUCGAGGAAGCGUAGCCGCCCUUAACAUUUUACAGGAUUACUACCCAGAGAGACUUGGGAAAGUGUACAACAUUCACGUACCUUACGUCUUCAUGACACUGUGGAAGAUCAUCUGUCCGUUUAUCGACCAAAAUACUAGGAAGAAGAUUGUAUUUGUGGAGAACAAGAGAUUGCGCGAGACUUUGCUGGAGGACAUAGAUGAGAGCCAGCUUCCAGAGAUUUACGGAGGAAAAAUGCCUCUAGUCCCUAUACACAUGGCUUAGUCGAUCAUGCAUCUCAAGAGUGUAUAUUCAAAUUCAGUUAACAAAACAAACCUUAGAAACACGGCUAAACCUGUUGCCAUAGCAUUCUGCAACAGCUCUGAAGUCAAGUCAAAUCCUACAAUAUAUGCAAGUCAAACCUGAGUAGGAGAGAGUUGUCACUGUAAUGCACGGGGUCCCAAGUCAUGUAGCUGCCAAGGAGCAGGAAGUAAAGAUCUAAUUUUUAGAUCUUUAAGAUGAAAUAGUCUGUGUUUAGAAAGAAAUGAAGCCGGCAUUUGAUUCAAUUGGAGAAAACUAUUGGCUCCUUCAAAAUCCCAAUCGAGGCUGUCAAUGGUU